AUGUCUACCGUUGCAUUAGAACCUCUCUUACACCUUUGCACCAGAAAACCUUCAUUUCAUACCCAAACACCAAUCCUCCUGAGACCCUUCUUUCUUCCCACGCGCUCCUCCAAUCUCAAUGAUGCAUCCUUCAUCUUCUGCCAACCUCGGAGGACUCUCUCUCCAGUGCCUGCGGCUUCCCUUACAGACACACCUACCCUUCAAUGCCCUCAGACCACCACCAACACUUUUGCAUUCAACCGAACCCAAAUGGUGACGGGAAAGAUUUUUGUGAGAUUAGAUCGUGGAAAGGAUAUGAAGGAUUGGGAGCUUAUGGUGGGGUGCAGUCUACCCGGAAAAUGGGUUCUUCACUGGGGAGUUACCUUUCUUGGUGAUGCUGGAAGGGAAUGGGAUCAACCUCCUCAUGAUAUGAUACCCCCUGGAUCAGUUCCUGUAAAGGAUUAUGCAGUAGAGACCCCUUUUAAGAAGUCAUCCUUAUAUGCAGAAGGAGAUACGCUUCAUGAAGUCAGGAUUGAUAUAAGAGCCAAAAAUGGAAUUUCAGCAAUUCAUUUUGUUCUCAAGGAUAAGGAAGCUGGAGCUUGGUACAAAAACGAAACAAGAGAUUUCGUGGUUUCUUUGGUGAACUACCUUUACGCGGAUUCGGAUGCUAGUAAAAUUGAACCUAAAAGAGGCUUUGUUUUUUGGCCAGGGAAUUUGUGGCAAAUAUAUAACAUGUUCCCCAAAUCAAAAGCUGGCGAAAAUGAAAGCAGUGAAUACAGAGUUUCAGAGCGAGAAAACAAUCAACCCAAAGGUUUCUAUGAGGAAGUGUAUGUAACAAAGAAGGUUUUAGUUAAUAACUCUAUCAGUGUCUCCACCAAGAAAUGCUUUGAAUCUGGGUCAGUUAAGGACCUUUUAUAUUUUGAAACUGAUCUACCUGGAGAUGUUGUCAUUCACUGGGGAGUUUGUACAGAUGCUUCAAGAAGAUGGGAAAUCCCACCUCCUCCUUAUCCACCAGGCACAGUAGCAUUUAAAGACAAGGCUUUGAGAACUCAAUUACGGGGUAUAGAGCCAAGAGACGGUGGAAAAGUAUAUUCAGCAGAAAUCGCUAUAGAAGAAGGAUUUACAGGAUUUGUUUUUGUUCUUAAGCAAAAUGAAAAUUGGUUCAAGUACUUGGGAAAUGACUUUUAUGUUCCCCUUUCAAUUUCUGGAAGCUUGCCUAGUACUGGCAACAAAGAGGAUCUGAAAGAAGGUCUGCAGAUUGAAGAGCCUAGUCAAGAGAAUUAUUUGUUUGCAUUCACUGAUACAAUAGCCAAUGAAAUAAAAAAUAUAGUCAAAGGCAAUUUCUAUGAGAAGAAUCAAAAGAUAAAAUCUAAAAAGGCGCAACAAAGCAUUUUUGAAGAAAUAGAAAGACUGGCUGCUGAAGCCUAUAAUAUAUUCAGAAUCUCCAUUCCAACUUUCUUUGAGCCAACUACUGCAAAACCUGAAGCAACGAUUGUGGUGGAACCUGAGACAACUAUUAUGGUACCAGAGGCUUCAGUGGAAUCAGAGACAAUUUCCCUGGAUCCAAAAAUAUGCUCAGGGACAGGCACAGGGUAUGAAAUAUUAUGCCAAGGGUUUAACUGGGAAUCUCAUCGAUGUGGAAGAUGGUACAAGGAGCUUAAAGAGAUAGCUUCAGAAUUAGCAUCAAUCGGUUUCACUGUGGUCUGGUUACCGCCACCUACAGAGUCUGUUUCACCUGAAGGAUACAUGCCAAAGGAUUUAUAUAAUUUAAAUUCCAGAUAUGGAAACAUAGAUGAACUCAAAGAUUUGGUGAAAAGUUUUCAUGAAGUUGGGAUCAAAGCUCUAGGAGAUGCCGUUUUAAAUCACCGCUGUGCUCAUUAUCAGAAUCGAAAUGGAGUUUGGAAUGUAUUUGGUGGCUGUCUCGACUGGGAUGAUCGUGCUAUUGUUUCUGAUGAUCCACAUUUUCAGGGUAGGGGCAACAAGAGUAGCGGAGAUAAUUUUCACGCUGCUCCAAACAUUGAUCAUUCACAGGAGUUUGUGAGAAAAGAUCUCAAAGAAUGGUUAUGCUGGUUGAGAUGGUUAUGCUGGAGAGCUAAGUACAGGAUGCCAGUCCCUACUUUGAAAGAAAUUGGAUAUGAUGGAUGGAGGCUAGACUUUGUCAGAGGAUUUUGGGGUGGUUAUGUAAAGGACUACAUAGAGGCAAGUGAACCUUAUUUUUCUGUGGGAGAGUACUGGGAUUCCCUCAGUUAUACAUAUGGUGAAACUGAUCAUAAUCAAGAUGCUCAUAGGCAGAGGAUAGUUGACUGGAUCAAUGCCACUAAUGGUACCUCUGGUGCAUUUGAUGUUACAACAAAAGGGAUUCUUCACACUGCACUGGAAAAAUGUGAAUAUGAGCGAUUGUCAGAUGAGAAGGGAAAGCCUCCAGGUGUAAUUGGGUGGUGGCCUUCUCGUGCUGUUACCUUUAUAGAGAAUCAUGACACUGGCUCCACUCAGGGUCAUUGGAGAUUUCCCAGUGGAAAAGAAAUGCAAGGAUAUGCUUACAUUCUUACUCACCCGGGAACUCCAUCAGUGUUUUAUGACCACAUUUUCUCUCACUACAAGGCUGAAAUUACAAGUCUAAUAUCUCUCAGGAAGAGGAACAAGAUCCACUGCAGGAGUACAGUUCAAAUUAGCAAAGCAGAAAAGGAUGUUUAUGCAGCCAUCAUUGAUGAAAAAGUUGCUAUGAAGAUCGGACCAGGACGUUUUGAACCACCAAGUGGCUCCCAGAAAUGGUCAUUAGCUAUUGAGGGAAAAGACUAUAAGAUUUGGGAAGCAUUAUUACCAUAA
Molecule: messenger RNA, 2805 nt
Organism: Sphenostylis stenocarpa
Lineage: Eukaryota; Viridiplantae; Streptophyta; Magnoliopsida; Fabales; Fabaceae
Source: the annotation of a GenBank genome assembly